This is a messenger RNA of Helianthus annuus (common sunflower), 420 nucleotides long. RefSeq lists its product as uncharacterized. Lineage: Eukaryota; Viridiplantae; Streptophyta; Magnoliopsida; Asterales; Asteraceae. The transcript has a single exon. The record is from RefSeq and is a predicted model, not a curated record. The coding region runs from base 1 to 420 and encodes 139 amino acids.
AUGGAUGGGCUUUUCAAAAGAAACAUUGUUAGGGGCGACAUUUCUUGUGUGCUAUGCGCAGAAGGGGAUGAAACUGCGGAGCACUUAUUCACCUCGUACAGGGUCGCGUCGACGUUGUGGCCUAUUAUUAGCUUGUGGUGCAAGAUUUCGGUUAUAUUGGCUUUUUCGGUCAAGGAUUUACUCGAAACUCAUGAAAGCAUCGGGUUAAAAGGGAAGAAGAAAGAGGUGAUUCAAGGCAUUAUUAGAAUCGGGUGUUGGAGCAUAUGGAAAGCUAGGAACGAGGCUAAAUUUAACAACAAAGAAACGAAGAUAGAGGGGAUUAUUCGGGAAAUCAUGACGGUUGGUUUUAUAUGGCUUAGUUCUAGAUCGAAAGAUAUUGAUGUUAGAUGGGAAGAGUGGUGUAAAUCUGUUUAUAUGUAA